CCGAGAUCAAGUUUUUCAGAAAAAGAUUGUUUUAGAUCCCGGGAGAUCUCUGAACCGUUAACGGUAACGUCGUCUCCUCCGUUCUCUCCCUAAAAUCUCACUGUCAAUUACAACUAGCAAACAAACACCCUCUCCUCUUAACGUCGUUGUAGUUAACGUCAUAAGUUUCACCGUGUCCCAAUCCCUCCUCGCCAUUCACCUCCCAUCAUCUCCUCUCUCUCACCCUCCUGAAAGCUGAAACUCUCUUUCGCUACAAAUCUUCCAUAACCCUAAAUACCAAACAUUCCCUUAACCUCAUUUCUCGCAAAAUCCCCACAUUUUUAUGCCAAAUUGUCACGCUUCUUCAUUCCCCAAUUCCUCCCUUAUCCUUCACUUUCUUUCCUCCCUGAAAAUUUCACCUUCAAUGUAUUCUUCUCCGUUUGUCCUCACCUUUUCCCUUCUCCUUUCUCUCCCUAUUCUAUUCCUCCUAGCCCCAAGAAUCCUUCCUCCCCGCCUUUCCCCCAUCUCCCCUUCCGAUGAGCAGGAUGAUCUUGCCCUUUUCCGCCGGGCAGCAGCCGCCGCCUCCUCCCACCCUUCCUCAUUCUCUCACCUCUCCUCCUCCAAACACUCCAAGCUCAAGAUCGCCUUCCUUUUCCUCACCAACACCGAUCUCUACUUCGCUCCUUUGUGGGAAAAGUUCUUUAAAUCGAAUGAAGAUCUCUACAAUAUCUAUGUCCAUGCCGAUCCCUCUGUAAAUAUCACUCGCCCAGAUGGUGUUUUCAAAAACCAGUUCAUUCAACAUGCCAAACGUACCUACCGUGCGUCUCCCACUUUGGUCUCCGCCAUGCGCCGCCUCUUGGCCACCGCUAUACUUGAUGAUCCCGCCAACGCUUACUUCGCUGUCCUUUCCCAGUUCUGUAUCCCACUCCAUUCGUUUAGCUAUGUCUAUAACUCUCUUAUCUCUUCCAAAUCUUUUGAUCUGACGUCUGCAGACUCUGAGUCCACUCAGUACGGAGUUCGAGUUCAAUACAAGAGUUUCAUUGAGAUUAACUCCAAAGAACCUCGUCUUUGGAAGCGUUACGUUGCCAGGGGGAGAUAUUCCUUGAUGCCAGAAGUACCCUUUGAGAAAUUCAGAGUUGGGUCUCAGUUUUUUGUGUUAACGCGCCGGCACGCGGUCAUGGUGGUCAAGGAUCAGAGUCUAUGGAAGAAAUUUAAGCAGCCCUGUUAUAGGGCCGAUGAAUGCUACCCGGAAGAGCAUUAUUUUCCUACUCUCCUAUCAAUGUCAGAUCCUAAAGGCUGCACUCACUACACACUAACAAGGGUCAAUUGGACGGGCACCACCAACGGCCACCCGUACACUUACCGGCCGGUUGAAAUAUCACCUGUUCUGAUUCACGAGUUAAGGAAAUCGAAUUACUCCAGUUCUUAUUUAUUCUCGAGGAAAUUCUCGCCGGAUUGUUUGAAACCAUUGAUGAAAAUCGCCAAUAAGGUCAUCUUCCAGGACUGAAAAAGUUAUCCUGGUGAAAUAAAGAGUUCUAAAUAUGAUGAUGGUUUGGACAAUGGAAAACUGUUGCAAGUUUUGGUUAGGGGGUAAAUGUUUUUGAAGAGACUUAAAAGUAAAGCACAUGCAUUAACCCCCAGAGGAACCAACUCUCAGAGAAGGUCCUUUUUCUGAAGGCAAAGAGAAAAGGAUCAGAAAAUAGAUACAAGCGGGAAAUCAAAGCAGGACCUUUGCUGAAGGGUGUGUUUUGAUGGUGUAAGAAAGGUCAAAAAAGGGUCAAUAGGAGUUUUUAUGUCUAUGUUUUUGUUGUAUAUAUGUGAAUGAAAUGAUGAAAUGUGAAUGGGAGAUCUCUACAUUGUACUUUCUUAGGUUGUUGAGGGAAAGCAAAGCAAAUGCAAAAAAAGCAAAUGCAAAUGCAAAUUUGAGGGAGAUAAUAGUGAUGGGCUCUCAUUAAAGAAGUUGGCCUUUUUUUCCUUUCUAAAA
Molecule: messenger RNA, 1963 nt
Organism: Manihot esculenta (cassava)
Lineage: Eukaryota; Viridiplantae; Streptophyta; Magnoliopsida; Malpighiales; Euphorbiaceae
Product: glycosyltransferase BC10
Exons: 2
Coding region: 323-1486 (387 amino acids)
Cellular component (GO): membrane
Molecular function (GO): glycosyltransferase activity
Source: RefSeq, a predicted model, not a curated record